GAUUUAGUAGAGGAGGCGGGUGAUCCCACCUUUCCUGCUUAAUAUUCCCAUGGAACCCUCAGCUUCGUGUCAGGAUUAGACACCCGUCUCGCUUGAGUACGCCCACCCACCUACAUAUCCCUCUUCGCUUCGCACUGCCGUCGCGUUUAUUAUGAAAAGGAAGAUGGCAGAAGACGACCUCGAUGUCUUGUUUGAAGAGACAUUAACGCUAUGCGAAACACCUCCCGUUCCGCGACGCCAUCCCAACCGCGUCGUAAAACAGUACAACAAAUCGCUCCCCACAGCGCCAGCACACAAGUCCGAGAUGGAGAUGAAAGGACCGGCCAUGUUCCACUUUGGAGGACAGACUGAACUGUCCCCCAAGCCGCUCUUCAACAGAAGCAACUCGUUGCCCUCGAAAUCAACACGGCCAUCGCUACCGUCUCGCCCAUCCGAACCCUUCCAAUUCAACCCCGACGACAUUGUCAAGAGCCCGACACCGUUAUUUGGCAGGAGGAACACGCUCCCAUCCAAAGUGCGCCGUGCUGUCGCCGCCGAAAGAAAGCCAUCACCGCUCUCGCGCAGAGAGGACGCGCCACCCUCCGCACCGACCCACACCACCCCCAAGGAACCCACGUCACCAGCGCUGGCACGAAAGGAUCCCAACACCAAGACCACUCCUAACCCCAAAAGCAACUCCAGCAAGGCGCCCUUUGCAACUCCACAAAGGUACCCAGGUGUUCGUGUUGUCGACAUCAAAAGACCAUCGCCCCUUUCUGGCAAGGGCAGUGUGCGACGACCCGGUCCUACCCGCUUCACUCCUGCGGACCCCGUAUCGCCGAUAGUCCUGUCACCUGUCAUCUCCAACAGCAACAGCUCAGUAGCUUCGUCGCCAUCGCCGUCUGUCUUCUCCGACUCGGCCUCUUUCUGUGCAUCGAGCCCCUCAACACCCGCCACGUCACCACCCGGUUCGCCAACAACACACGCACGCUCGCUAAGUUAUUUCGCGCCUUCUCAUUGGACUAUCAAGCCUUCGCCUUCGCCGAUCUAUGUCCCUAGACAAAAGUUGAGGAGGAAGGACAGCCCUCGCAUGGAGACUCUGCGCACUCUUCGAGCCAAGGAGUCAGAUGCAAUGUUGCAAAAGGAAUACGACCAACAUUGGGAACAAUACCGCAACAAACUAUCCUUAAUGACCGGCGGACUAUUCUCUGCUGAGCGACUUUAACGACUACGAAUAACGAUUUUAACGACUUGAACAUGAAGGCAUCCACGGCGUCACCGGGCAUUUGAUUAUAAUACCCAGGGUUUGAAUAUUUGGGCGCAAUUCGAUGCAUUUGGGUAACCGAUCUGCUUUACACGGUCGCUUGCAUUCAGCAUAUUGGUACACACAUGUAAUCUAAUAGAGCACAGGGCCUUUCAGCCCUGGUUUGCAUUUCCAACACAUUCAUCGACGUCUCAGAGCGAUCGAGGGGCGCACAUGUC
Molecule: messenger RNA, 1461 nt
Organism: Alternaria alternata
Lineage: Eukaryota; Fungi; Ascomycota; Dothideomycetes; Pleosporales; Pleosporaceae
Exons: 2
Coding region: 152-1204 (350 amino acids)
Source: RefSeq, a predicted model, not a curated record